Messenger RNA from Coniophora puteana RWD-64-598 SS2, 993 nucleotides. Its product is annotated as NAD(P)-binding protein. Bases 1 to 993 code for a protein of 330 amino acids. The record is from RefSeq and is a predicted model, not a curated record. The transcript has 6 exons. Gene Ontology annotation, molecular function: oxidoreductase activity, acting on the CH-OH group of donors, NAD or NADP as acceptor. NCBI's taxonomy places the organism in Eukaryota, Fungi, Basidiomycota, Agaricomycetes, Boletales, Coniophoraceae.
AUGCUCCCAGUAAACACAGGUGUCGCUCUUGUAACAGGCUGUGCCCAGGGCAUCGGUCGCGCUGUCGCCACUCGCCUUGCAUCGGAUGGGUUCCAUCUCGCGUUGACUGACUUGCCGGGGAAACAAGGGCACGUCGAAGACCUUGUGCAUGAACUCUCAAAGCGCCGUUCUGACAUCCGUACACAUGUUGCGCUAGGCGAUGUCAGCGUAGAGAAUACUGUGCGGAAUUCGAUUAAAGAUGUUGUGGUUACCGCAGCUGCCAUAUGCCCAGUCAACUUACUUUGCGAUAGAGCAUGGCUGGGGCCAGGAAUACUGACCAUGUCGGCCGGGUCGACGUGCUUCAACUUUGUUAUAACCACUGAGAAACAAUGGGACAACAUCUUCUCAGUCAAUACCAAAGGCACAUUCUUCUACUACAAACAUGUCGGGAAGCAGAUGAUAAAGCAGGGUCGAGGCGGGCGCAUUAUUGGCAUGAGCUCCAUCACGGGCAAAAGAGGUGUUAUCUCUCGCUUCUUGAAUCUAGAAAUGAACUCGCUUAAGAACUUACAAUUGGCUUGGAUAUAUUCUAUAGGCCUUCCAUUUAUCGGACCUUACUCUGCUUCAAAGUACGCCGUACGUGGGUUAACACAGGCGGCUGCAUCCGAGUUUGGGAAGUACGGCAUCACUGUAAAUGCAUGUGCGCCAGGGAGCAUCGAAACUCAACUCCUGAGAGAUGCAGGGGUUGCGCUAGAAAAGCUGCUCACCGAGGAAAGUCCGGCUGGCCUGGCUGAUGUGAUAGAUCCGAGCCACGCCCCACUAGGUAGGCUCGGGCAGCCCGAGGAUAUAGCAGGCCUAGUAUCAUACCUCGCUUCCGCCGAUUCAAGCUUCAUGACUGUCAACGCUGCGCAGCGUAGUUCCGACCUGUCGAAAAUUCACGACUUGCGGCGGAAGAAGGUUCUUUCACUCGCUGAUUCGUCUUCAAAGCAGGAGUCUCAGAAGAAAAAACUUCGUUAG